GUAGUCAAGCCACAUACUCCGUUAAUUAAGUUCCCAGACAGAAAAAGUAGUCCCAGACCUAAAAUGCAGGAAUCGCUACAAGGAAGCCUGCCAUCUCCCCAUGCUCCAGCAGCACAGGAGUCUGUAGGAGGCGGAUCAUCAGCCUUCCAGAACGUUUCACUUCUUAGUAGAGCACAAGGUACACCAGACACUUCUGAAUUAGCAAGAACCUUACCUCAGAAAUACAGAAGGAAACUUAUGUCAGAGGAAGAGAUCGAAUACAUUCAGCGUGGAGGUCCAGAAUAA
This is a messenger RNA of Merops nubicus (carmine bee-eater), 285 nucleotides long. It is a transcript of the gene KGD4, whose product is annotated as mitochondrial ribosomal protein S36. NCBI's taxonomy places the organism in Eukaryota, Metazoa, Chordata, Aves, Coraciiformes, Meropidae. The transcript has 3 exons. The record is from RefSeq and is a predicted model, not a curated record. Gene Ontology annotation, biological process: 2-oxoglutarate metabolic process. The annotation marks the transcript as partial.